AUGUACACGGAGGAGCUCCAAAAAUUACUUGACCCCCCCCACAACAUCAAGUGGGAGGAGAAAGAAGAGGAGAUAUUCUCCAUCUCCCAAAGAUACCGGCAACUAGUUGGUUCUAGUAGUGCAGAGAGUGCGGAAGCAGCAUGCAAAAUAACGGACUCUUCGAGAUGGGUGAAAUUAGUUGAUUGUUCGUCUUGUAAUUUAAUGUUCCGUGUAAAAUACAAUAGACUGGAGAAUGGAGCAUGUGGCGUGCUCUUGUAA
Prunus armeniaca (apricot) is the source of this 258-nucleotide messenger RNA. NCBI's taxonomy places the organism in Eukaryota, Viridiplantae, Streptophyta, Magnoliopsida, Rosales, Rosaceae. The record is from the annotation of a GenBank genome assembly.